AUGUUAACGAAAAACGCUUAUGAAGAAAUUGAUGAAGCACAAGAAGAUCACUAUCAGACAAGUGGACGAAUUGAAUUACCAGCCAGUACAAAUAUCAAAUUGAGUGAAAACGAACAAUUCGAACACAUAGAAAUGGUGGGAGUUGCACGACGUUCGAUCGAUGUUGUCACAGAGCCAAUAGUCAAAAAUGAGCGUUUGGUAGAGAACGUCUUUGGUAAACUGAAACUAACAAAUUGGAGCAUGUUUGACACCAAUGAUAAUGAAUCUAAUCCAAUCAGGGGUUAUGCUAGUCAGCCUGUAUUGCCGCUUUCGAAAGCAUGCGAUCCACUGAAAGAUAUUCUGUACGAUUUGUCAUAUUAUGUUGAUCUGGCAUUACAAGAAACACCGGAACAGCCACCAGAUGGAUUAACUGUCGAUGAAAGUGCUGCGAUUCGUCUUUACACAAUCGAAUGGAACGCACCGCAUCAAAGUCUUUAUUCGAUGCUCAACACCAAUUUGAAAAAAGCUAAUCGUGAAGAUCUUUUACCCUAUUCCAAGUACCUUAAACUAUUCAUCAGUGCUUUAGCUAAAUUGCCAUGUGUUCCAUCUUUGACUGUCUGGCGAGGCGUGACCAAAGAUCUGACAGCUGAUUUUCCACCAGGUACUCGAGUGACAUGGUGGUCAUUCUCUUCAUGUACAACCGAAAUGACUGUACUGGAGAAUAAUAUGUAUUUGGGUCGUGAAGGUGAUCGAACACUUUUCUCAGUCGAAGCCAUCAAUGGUCGAUCGAUACGAGAUCAUUCACAUUUUGUUACUGAAGAUGAAAUUCUUCUUCUUCCUGGUACACAUAUGAUUGUUCAAUCACAACUUAGUCCAGCAUCCAAUCUUUACAUCAUUCAUCUGAAACAAGUGAAACCCGACAACGAACUAUUAGAACUACCAUUCGAAGGUGCGCAUCUCUUUCCCAAAGAAAAACAUCCUUGGUACUGGAAGAAAAGAUUCACCAUUCCAAUUCUUCUGUUGAUACUUCUAAUCAUUGCAGGCAUAGUUCUUGGUGCUGUUCUAGGCACAAGAACAGUUUCAACCAUCACUCUUAAACCAUGCAACAAUCCAUUGCAGUCAUUUGAUUAUAUCACAAUUGGACGACAUCCAUCUUCUGUCGUACUGGGCCAUUUCAGAAAUAACACUUAUAUGGAUGCAGCAAUAACACUUGCCGAUGAAAAUGGUGUCAUUAUCCUUCUAGGUGAUCCAACGGAUAUUCUUCGUACUUCUAAGAUCGCCACGGGCGUGUUGCCAAUGUUUAUUAUAGCAGCUGAUUUUAAUAAUGAUACCAUCCAAGAUCUCGCAUUCGUCAAUAAUGGUGAUGACACGGUCACCAUAGCAUUAGGUGUAGGAAAUGGACUUUUCCCAAAAAAGAAAACCUACUCAGUGGGUCCUUCACCUUCCUGUGUGUUAUCAGCUGAUUUUAACAAAGACAAAAAAUUAGAUUUGAUCAUAGUGAGCCAAGAUACGAAUACCGUUGGCGUGCUACUUGGUGAUGGAUUGGGAGGGUUUAAAGCUUCAACGAACAAUUCAGUUGGUUAUUUUCCAUCGAUUAUAAUAUCAGCCGAUUUUAAUCACGAUAGCAACUUAGAUUUAGCAGUUACCAAUACUUUUGAUAAUACUCUCAGUGUGUUGCUGGGCAAUGGUGAUGGAACUUUUCAGACUCACGUCACUUAUUCCACGGGCUCGUCGCCAAUAUCUCUCUUAUCGGCUGAUUUCAAUAACGAUAAUAAUCUGGACAUAGCUGUAACGAAUAGUAAGAACAGUUCGAUCAGUAUUUUACUUGGCAUGCGAAAUGGAACCUUUCAUCAACAAGUGAUGUUUGUAACAGGUUCUGAUCCUAUUUCGAUUGGGGCCGCUGAUUUUAAUAAUGACAAUAAUACGGAUUUGGUAGUAGUGAAUGGCGAUGAAAAUACUGUCAGUACUCUGUUUGGCUCUGGAGACGGAAGUUUUCACACUCAAAUUAAGUAUGCAACUGGUGACCAUCCGGUGUAUUUGAUGGUCGGUGAUUUCAAUAACGAUGGUAGCAUAGAUCUAGCAGUUCUUAACAACGGAGAUGCUACUGCGAGUAUGUUUUUCGGUCAGGCGAACGGAACUUUGACAUUUAUACAAGCAUACAGUACUGGUAACUCUCCAGUUCUUUUCGCUGUUGCUGAUUUCAAUAGUGACAGUAGAUUAGAUUUCGCUGUCGUCGAACAAAGCGACAGUACUAUCAGUGUAUUGCUCGGUAAGGGACGUGGAGUAUUUCAGAUUGCACUCAAUUAUACUGUUGGCAGAAAUCCAUCCUCGGUCAUCUCAGUCGAUUUGAAUAAUGACAACAAACAGGAUUUAGUUACAGUCAGUGGUAAUGGCAGUACUCUCAGUAUACUCUACGGACGUGGUGACGGAUUUUUCAACCCACCUGUGAACCUUACAGUUGGUAGUGCACCAACUGCUGCUAUAUCAGUGGAUCUCAAUAAAGACGGGCACAUGGAUCUCGCAGUGGCAGACAAAGGCGAGAAUACUGUUUGCAUACUUCUGAACAAUGGUAAUAAGACUUUCUAUACGUUCCUGAAUUAUACAGUUGGUAAUUGGCCAUCUUCUCUCAUAGCAUCGGAUUUUAAUAGCGAUGAAAAACUAGAUUUGGCUGUGACUAGCAAGGAAGAAAAUAUCGUUAGUGUAAUACUGAAUAAAGGGGACAAUACUUUUCAUUCCGAAAUUAAUUAUGCAGUGGGUAAAUCACCGUCCUGUGUCGUAUCAGCUGAUUUAAAUAAAGAUUCCCAUGAGGAUUUAAUAGUAACUAAUUAUGGUCAAAAUACGAUCAGCAUCCUAUUCAAUGAUGGCACUGCAACUUUUCACGCUGCAAAAACUUUUACUGUUGGCAGAUAUCCAGUAUCUGUAGUAGCAACUGACUUCAAUAAUGAUCAAUGUAUGGAUUUAGCAGUGGCAAACAGUGGUAGCAAUAGUGCAAGUAUUCUACUGGGUAAUUGUGAUGGAACCUUCCUACCUCAAAUAAAAUAUACAUCGGGAAUCGUUCCGACGUGUCUAGCAUCAGGCGACUUAAACAAUGACCAGCGACCGGAUCUUAUUGUGACAAACGGCAAAUCGAAUGACGCAUAUAUUUUUCUGAAUACUUCUGCAGAUGGUCAUACUUACGAACGAGAAAAUAUUACGCAAUGGUUACAAGAGAACGGAACUAGUCCAUUGACGAACGAAUCAAUGGAUAUUGCUACAUUACGGCCUAAUCAUACUGUAAAGAAAAUGGUCGACGAAUUUACAGAUACAUCUCAGACACUGCAUGGUCAGCAUAGAUUUGAACUCAAUGUUGACAUAAAGAAAAGUAGACCGAAACCCUUAUUCCAAGGAUUUGGCAAAUGUAUAUAUGAAGUCGAAUGGAUAAAUAUCGAAGGGCCACCUGUUGUACUAUUAAGAAUCGAUGGCGCUAAAGCAAGUCGUGAAGCUUCGUUUUAUGUUCAACUAAGUUGUCAUCCACAUAUUGUACGCACCUUUGGACUUGUUAAAAGCAAUCCAGACACAGCUAUGCUGUUACAAGAAAAUGCUCCUGAUGGAGAUCUAUUUGAGUUAUUGCGAGACGGGCAGUUUCGGCCGAGUACGGCAGUCUUUUUAGAGAUUUUCCUACAAAUUACAGAUGCCAUGAUCUGCCUCGCGGACAAUAACAUUGUACAUGGUGAUCUAGCUUGUCGGAAUAUACUUGUAUUCAGGUGGAAUUCGUCAGAUCCGAAAGAAAAUCUCGUCAAAUUGACUGAUUUUGGAUUAACUCGAGCCAGUCACAUUUUCUCUGUUGUUGAGAUUGCAACGGCGUCAACCAUGAAUAUCAUUCCAAUUCGUUAUGCAGCUCCCGAAAUCCUUAGAGAUCCAGACAGAUUAGCGUAUUCUGAAAAAUCCGAUAUAUAUUCUAUGGGCAUACUUAUGUGGGAAGCUUGUUCGUACGGUACACAACCUUAUCUAUCGGUGCGCAAUGAGAAUGACAUUCGAAGACGGAAACUGAAUGAUGAACGACUUCCACAGCCGGAAUCGUGUGACGAUGAACUUUGGACUAUCAUUAACGAAUGCUGGAGUCUAGAACCACAGGAUCGACCAGAUUUUCGAUCUUUAAAAGAAUCUCUACUAACUUUGAAGUAUGAAUGGANUUUUUAUUGUCGAUAUGCGAAAUAUUGA
This is a messenger RNA of Adineta ricciae, 4179 nucleotides long. Lineage: Eukaryota; Metazoa; Rotifera; Eurotatoria; Adinetida; Adinetidae. The record is from the annotation of a GenBank genome assembly.